Messenger RNA from Dibothriocephalus latus, 1857 nucleotides. Lineage: Eukaryota; Metazoa; Platyhelminthes; Cestoda; Diphyllobothriidea; Diphyllobothriidae. The record is from the annotation of a GenBank genome assembly.
AUGGCAAGUGGCAUCGCUCAACUCAAACAUGCCUUUGGUUUCCGAACUGGCAUAAAUAAUGCAUUGGCAUUUAAAGAUGAACAAAAUCUUCUGUAUCCUUGCGGAGCAAAUCUUGUUUUGUAUAACAUCGAUCACAAAACCCAAAAAUUUAUAAGUGGUUUGGAAAAAUCUGAUGGAAUGACGUCAAUGGCCAUGAGCCCCAAUCGAAGAUAUGUGGCUCUGGCAGAAAAAACGGAAGAAAGACCACUUAUUAUCAUAUACGAUCUUAAUUCGCUUAAAAGACGAAAGACUUUGUACGACCCGGAGCUUCAGAGCGACGAAUUCAUAAGCAUACAUUUUUCCCCGGAUUCAAUGCAUCUAAUUUCCCAAGGAGGCGCGCCUGAUUGGAAGCUAUCCUAUUGGAUUUGGCAGAAAAACAAAAUUAUAGCGUUUACAACAACCUCUUUGGGCAACCCCAUCCACGAAGUGUCCAUAAAUCCUAACGAUAGUACACAAAUGUGCGUUACAGGAAAAGAUAAUUUUAAAGUUUACGGGCUUAAUGAUGGAGUUAUAAAACAAAUUGGCCUUAGCAAAAUUGAUCCACAACACUUCUUAUGUCACGCAUGGAUAAACGAGGAACAACUAGCUGUUGGAACAGCCAAAGGAACGUGGAUAUUAAUAACUAAUGGGGAACCUAUCGAAGAGCACGACAUGAAGGUAAAUAUACUCAAAGAAGGUGAACAGUUUGAGGAUAAUCAGCAGGAGCUGGAAGAAGAAAGUCAAUUAAUCACAAUGGAAAGUGCAACUGCAAUUGUGGCAACAUCAAAAUAUAUUUUUGUUGCAUGUGGUCCAGGAUUGGUACACUGCUUCGAGAAAGAGGUGGGGCCGACCAAGAAGGUGCGUACCAAACAACAGAAGAAUAAUAAUGUGCACUUCCCCACUCAAAUAUACCGGCGAACCAAAGAAAUACGCAUCCCGGCCAAUCCAAAUAGCAGCUCAGAUACCGGUUCAUCUAGUCAGCAGAUGGUAUCAAAACUCGUCAUAAGCCCAUCAGAGGAGACGUUGAUUGCCAGCACAACCUCUCAUCAACUUUAUCUCUACAUACUAGUGUCUCCUGACAUGGGCAUGAGUGGGAAACACGAAGUCGGCAAUCUACUUAGGAAAAAAGACCAAGGAGGAAAUAAAAAAGCUGGAGCUUCCAAAGCAGCAAAUGAAGAGGCUGAACAACCUUGUGAAAUAGACCACUUUGAGCUGCUGGCGCAGGCUUUUCACGAAGACCGCAUCUUAGGUUUGGAUUGCUGCGUUCGGAAGCCAUUAAUUGCAACAUGCGCUGCCGACAGAACAGUGCGCAUCUGGAAUUUCGAAACAAAGCAUCUAGAUCUCUACAAGGAAUUUGCCGAAGAAGCCUACAGCAUUGCUCUUCAUCCAAACGGCCUACACGUUCUCGUGGGAUUUAGUGACAAACUGCGUCUAAUGAAUUUGCUCUUUAAGGACAUUCGUCCCUUCAAGGAGUUUCCAAUUCGGGGCUGCAAAGAGUGUGCUUUCAGUAGAGGUGGAGCACUGUUUGCAGCAGUGCACGGAAACACCAUCCAAAUAUAUUCCUUCAUGGAGUAUACAAAUUUGCACAAUCUGAAGGCUCACAAUGGGAAAAUCCGCUGUCUUCUCUGGACUAACGAAGAUCAAAAGCUCAUUUCGUGCGGUAUGGACGGUGCUGUUUAUGAGUGGGACGCAGUCAGUGGCUGCAAGAUUCCAUCAACAAAGGCAAUUAAUAUUGAUGAUCAGGCAGCCAUACUCAAACCGCGCUUCAGGAAAUUCCAGGACUCGAACACUGUUCUUUCGGACCCUGAGUCAACGACUGCUUCAAACCAGCCUCCCUAG